UGCCGUCCAACCUACUUAGGUUAGCUGCGUUGGAGAAGCGAUUCACCCACCCGGAGCAAACACACUGAACUCUACACACAUGCAGUUCACAUGGCAGCUGGGGGUAAUCAGUGUGCUUUUUGAAAACGCUCAAUUUCAUUUAAGUGAUCCUUUCCCAGGGAGAUGCUCUGAUGAGAUGGAGAAAACGAACCUCGGUCCCCCACAUACAGGCGAGAGCGUAAGCGGUGAACUCGUCGAUACUGCGAGUCCCUGCUGUGUCGGUGAAGGAUCUGCAGCUCUUUGCAACUGUGAGGUCGCACUAAAUGUAAUAAAGCCUCAGUCUGUGACCAUCGGCACAAUUAACGCUGCAGUUGCAAUCGGUGAAUGAACUUGCGCUCAGGAUGACCUAGAUCACUCGAAUGGCCAGUGUUUCGGGAGGAAACGACAACGAAUCCGUUCAUGGAGUUUAUGGGAAAAUGCGCGCUCUGAUAAUCUACGCCACUUUGUGUGCGUGCGUUUUCAGCCAAGUGUGGCCUUUGCAGAUGCAGUGUUACCACUGCGAAGAGAGCCCCCUAGAGGACGAUUGCUCAGCCCCGCACUUCAUUGUCAACUGCACAGCGAACAUCCAGAACGCCUGCCAGAAGGAGGUCAUGGUGAUGGCCAACGGUGUGUCCUACAGGAAGGCGUGUGCUUCCUUCACCACCUGUCUCAUUGUGUCUGCCGGCUAUCAGUCUUUCUGCUCUCCGGGACACAUGGGCUCAGUCUGCAUCAGCUGCUGUAACACUCCUCUCUGCAACGGGCCCCGCCCUCCCCGCGCCUCUAUUGCUUCCUGGCUCCACUCACCCGGCCCCCCUCUCCUCCAGCUUGCUUCGAUUGUCGUCGCCACCCUAUCUGCCCCUCCGUGAUUGUGAGGGGUGGAAUGGGGUGGUGGGGGCUGCAAUGUGGUGGAGCUGUCUUGUCUUGGGUACAUUUACUUUCUGUAUGUAUUUAUAUAAUGCAGUCAUCCCUUAAGAGGGACUCGGCACAGACAAAUGGAGACAGGAGAGCCGGUUGUUAGGGUAGGAAUGCAUGAACACAAAUGCUGCUUGGAAACAUGUCACUGCUUUUCCACAGCUACUGCCUGGCUGGCGCUCUCUCCCAUUCAGUCUUAUGCGGUUCAUUAAACAACUCCACUUUUUGUACUUUAUCAUCUGAAUUAAAUCAGAUUUUGGACCACUUAUUAAAGAGGGACAGUGUUGCUCUGCAAAUUAGCGCUAGUCACUGAAACAAACUGAAUGAAAUGUAAGUAUUCAGUCAAAGAUAAAGUUUUCCAAAUUGCACGGUGCUCAGCAAUAGUUUGUGCCCAAAAAACACCAACAAGUUGUACAUAAUGGUUACUCUAAAAAGAAGGUGACAGGCAGGGUGUGCAGCUUAACACCUGAAAUUCCUUUGCUGAGAACCUGAAAUAAAAUGUUAAGUAAAUUUGGAGGAGGGAGGUACAUUAAAACUGCAGUGAACUUUUUGGACACAAGUUAUUUAGCGUUUGCAAAACAAUUUGCUUGCUUUGCCUCCCACGGACUUGAAAAGCAAUCCUAGUCUUAUGUGUAGAUGUGAAAUGUGUGGGGGGAGGUUACCGUGGGUAACAGAAUCCCUCAGUGGUCAUAGGGGGUGCCCUCCCCAUUUAUGCCUGUCAAUUUCAGAGUGCUAUUAAACUGAUAUUUAUUUCAAA
Messenger RNA from Paramormyrops kingsleyae, 1687 nucleotides. RefSeq names its product ly6/PLAUR domain-containing protein 1-like. The record is from RefSeq and is a predicted model, not a curated record. Lineage: Eukaryota; Metazoa; Chordata; Actinopteri; Osteoglossiformes; Mormyridae. Gene Ontology annotation, molecular function: acetylcholine receptor inhibitor activity. Gene Ontology annotation, biological process: acetylcholine receptor signaling pathway.